AUGGCGCGCAGCCUCGCUGUCGCGGCGUUGAUCGCCGUCGCCGGCGGCCUUGCCUUUGUGCCCGGCGCCAUUCCCCGUGGCACCACAGCGCCGCCAAGCCGGGCACUGCAGGCCGCACCCGCGGCUGAGAGCAGCUGGGGCUCGCUGCCGACUCUGGUCGGAGGCAUGGCCCUGGGUGUCUUCUUCUCCCUGGCCACCCUGGCGCCCGUGCGGGCAGAAGAGGCACCAGCCACCCCAGCACCCACGCCGGCAGAACAGGCGCCAACCCCAGCUCCAGGACCCAGUGACGAGGAGAUCCUGGCAAAGGGCUGCGACAUCAGGGUGGACUGCACCACCAAGGAGCAGCAGUUUGCCUGGGCCAAGGCCUACUACAGGAAGUACAACCAGGAGACUGACGGCAAGGACCCCAAGUACUCCAAGCCCAGCACUGGUGCAGGCGUCUUCCGCAAGUUCAAGAUUGACUGGCCCAACCCGGACCCCAGCAUCCCUGACACCACUGAUGGCACCUACCCGAUCCGCAACGAAGACUUCCUGCCCAUCUGGAAGCAGCAGCAGGAGGAUCUCAGGGCGAAGAUGAAGGAGUACAUUGGCCGGGAGUUCACUGAGAUCCGCUGGAUUGAGGACUAUGACAAUGCAGGAAGCCCCUACAAGCCCCACAACGGCUACUACUGA
This is a messenger RNA of Effrenium voratum, 672 nucleotides long. Lineage: Eukaryota; Dinophyceae; Suessiales; Symbiodiniaceae. The record is from the annotation of a GenBank genome assembly.